GGGUUCUAUACAAACCCUGUGGUCCUUAGAGAGUCUGUCAGCGAGUUCUGCGGGUCGGUCUGCGUGGUGAGGAGUGGGGCUGUUCUGUCGUGCACCUGUCACCAUGGAUGAUGUAUGGGCUACUUGUGGGGUUCUCCCUCUGGGGGACCCUCUAGCGUUUCAUUUUCCCAUUGGGAUUCUGGAACACAUUUUCGUGUAGGGUUGACACACGUACGGGGACGAGUACCUCGCCCUACAUGGCCGAGUAGGAAGCAAAGGCCGCCGCGAUCCUGAAAGAGAGGAGAGAAACGAAGGAGGCCAAGAAGAAGGCCCUACAGGAGGAGCAGGCGGCGAAGUUGAAAAGAAUAGAGGAGGAGAUGGCCAGAGAUAAAGAGAGGUUGAAGAAAGAAGAAGAAGCGAAAUUGAAGGACGUGGAAGAGGAAGAAGAAGAAGAAGUAGAAGAGAAGCCACUGGACAGAGGAAGAAGAGGAAACAGAGGGGAGUCCAGUUAGACAAAGGAAGACUUGAUGGAGAAGAAGAGUUCAGAGUGGGUUGCAGGACUAACCCUGGGAGAGGAUGAGGAGGCGUUGAUGUAUGUACCCAAGGACGAUCAGGAGGCGGCUGUGCAAGAGUGGGAAGCAAAGAAGGACCCACUCAAGCCACAAGUGUUCGAAGAUGAGAAGAGGAUGGAGUGGAAGUUCCGCCUCACUAGGGAGAGGAAGAGAAGAAUGGAGGCGGCAACAGAGGCGGCUAAAGAGUUGGAAGAGAUUGGGAAGCAGAAGGAUCAGAUGGCGGUCCAAGUAUACUUACUGGGGAAGGUAGAGAUCAUGGCCAAGAAUGUGGAACGCCUGGCAAAGAUCCAGGAGGAGCAGCUUUUAUUUGGGAGAGGCCAGGACAUUGUCGUGCGUUCGAUACGGUCGGGACUUAGGGACUUUGCUCGGGAGUUGGCAAUGCAGGUGGGCUCGCAUGUGACAGCCCGCCUCGAGGGCACUGAACAAUAUUGUGUUGGUGCCAUUGAGGGCGCCAAGCUGACUGCCCCAAAGGAAGAAGAAGCACGUCCCCGUAGAGAGCCGGUCAAAGUUAAGUUUCCUGAUUCCUGCAGCGGAAAGAAGGAAGAAAACUUUGACAAUUGGGAGGCUAACGUCAAAGCGUACGUGCACCUGCAGAAGGUGUCCCCCGAUGAGCAGGUCCUAAUCGCCAUCUAUGCUUUAAAGGAAGAAGCCGCCAGCUUCGCCCGCUCCUUAGUCUGCGCUGCGAAUUGCAGCGACGAUGUGGUUGCCUACUCUGCCUUUACCCCCCUCGCUGAUGUCUCGCGCAGCGUCAGAGCCUCUGACCGAUUGCAAACUAUCCACUCUCGUCAGUGGAGGAGUGCCAAGGCCCUUAAGGGAGUAAUGGACGAGCUCGUGGUUGUUCCUGACCAUGGGGUCACAGAGACCCAACUGGUCAACCUCUUUUACCGGGCUAUGCCCGAGUCAUUGCACGGGCACUUCUUUGGGAAGAGCCAGCAACCCACCAUAACCUACGACGCAUUGAGCAAGGAAGUGGUGGCCUUCGAGGCAAGGUCUGUGUCAGUCUCCACCUUCUGGCAUAAGGACCUGGAUACGGGAAAGAGGUGGAAAGGUCGCACUAUCUCAGGGCAGGUGAAGACAAAGGAUAGCCUGAUCCUUACUUUAGAUGAGGGUAGUGUCAACGAGAUCCCCUACGACCAGAUAGAGUGGGGGCUGGAGAACGUGGACAGCGACACGAGUCAAGGGAGAACUUACGCUACUGUCUUGGAGAAGCUGAGAGAAGCUAACUUUAAGAUCAACGCAAAGAAGUGCGAAUGGGCAAAGACCCAAGUUUUGUAUUUGGGCCACGUCUUAGACGGAGACGGCAUCAAGCCAGAGGAUAGUAAGAUUGCAGCGAUCAGGGAUUGCCCUACGCCGCGUACGUUAACGGAAUUGCGGUCAUUCUUAGGCCCAGCAAACUAUUAUAGGAAGUUCGUAAGGAACUUCUCCACUAUCGCUGCGCCCCUUCGCAGAUUACUAAGGAAAGAAACCAUUUGGAAGUGGGAUAAGGACUCCACGUCUGCCAUGAAGAAGUUGAGACAGGCGUUGAUAGAAUACCCAGUCCUUAAGAUGGUCGAUCCGUCCUUACGCUUUGUCAUCACUACAAACGCCAGUCAGUACGGCAUAGGUGUUGUUCUGCAGCAAGACAAUGGCAAUGGCUAUAGGCCCGUAGAGUUCAUGUCUGCUAGGAUGCCUUCAGAGAAGGUUGCGACAUCUACCUAUGAGAGGGAACUCUACGCUCUGAGGCAAGCGCUAGAACAUUGGAAGCACUACUUGCUUGGGAGACACUUCAAAGUCUAUUCAGACCGCGAGACGUUGAGGUGGCUGAAGACGCAGGCCAAGAUGACACCUAAGCGCACUAGGUGGGCCACAGAAAUAGAUCAGUAUGAUUUUGAGCUCAAGCCAAUCAAAGGGAAAUAUAAUGUAGUUGCGGACGCUCUGAGUAGGAGAGCUGACUACUUUGGAGCAAUAGUUCACUAUCUGGACAUAGGGAGAGACCUGCAACAAAACGUCAGCGAAGCAUAUGCGCAGGACCCUAUCUACAGUGACCUCCUCAAGAGAGUAAAGGAGGCCCCAGAGACUGAGCCAGAUUACCGCACUACUGACGGACUGUUAUUUGAGAAGACUAAUGUAGUUGACCGUUUGUGCAUUCCCAACAUUGAGGAAAUCCAUGGUCUGAUCUUAGGGGAAUGUCACAAUACAGAGGGUCACUUUGGUUGGCAAAAGACUCUAGCCAACCUAAUGCACGCGUACACCUGGCCAGGGGUGAAGAAUGACUGCAUAAAGUACGUUCGCAGUUGCAAAGUUUGCCAGAGGAAUAAGACUACGACGCGUGCCCCGCUAGGUCUUCUCAGACCCUUGCCUAUUCCCGAUCAGCCGGGAGAUUCGGUGUCCAUCGACUUCAUGGACGCUGGCGUCAAGAGUAGGCAUGGCAAGAGACAAGUUAUGGUACUAGUUGAUAGAUUUAGCAAACCCCCGAUAGCCCACGUGUCCUUAGGACCGGACGGUGAUAGGAUCUUGUUCCGCCGGCUUAGGGAGAGGCAGCAGCAGCAGAGGAGGGCUAGAGCAGCCGAGGCCAGCAGGACUUUAAUUAGCGAGGCUGGUGCUACAGCAGCCAUGGCUACUUCCGCCAUGGUCACUUCUGCGCAGCCGACUUCCCAAGCCAGCAGUUCAGGUGCCGUCGGGUCAACGGUCGCGCAGACCGUGAGUCGGUCCAGGGGCGUUAUGGCAAGCCAGGCAGCAGUGUCGACUCCAGAGGAUGUCGCCAUCCAGCAGGCAACCCUGCAGGAGGCACAGCUACAGCGGGCAUUAGGAGAGAUAAAAGCGGAGAAGGAGAAGAUGAUCAGAAGAAGAGCCAGGAUGCAGCGGAGAGGGGCAGACAUUGAGGAGUUCGAGACGAUGGACCUAACGCACAUGGAUGAUGAUGCGAAGGUAGUAAUGAGGGCCCUGCUAGGAGUAAUAGAGAUGCAGGAGCAUCAGACUACCAUCCUUCAGGACAUCCAACAAAGCCUAGCCGUUUUGGCAGGCCGUGCUCAGGCAGCACCAUCACCUGCCGGGCCAAGUGCCUGGCCCGUGCCAUAUCCUCCUUUUUAUGUCCCACCGAUGACAGGGGUAUCCCCAUAUGUAGCCCCGUCAACGGUUGCUAUCGGUUCCCUGGGCAUGCCGCUGUCAGGAGGGGUAACAGCAGGGAGUAGUUUGCAGGUUCCUGUACAAACAAUGUUUACCCAAAGACCGUCGCAGGUUGCAGUCACCAAGCAGCAUGCUGUCUCGCAGUUUGUGCAGCCUCAGGGCACGCAGCCCCAGCAGCUAGCACAGCAACCUGUGUCACCGGGGGUUGUUGAGAGGGAGGUCGUCCACGCGAUAGAGAUUAUCCCAGGGUCUAGUAUUCCGAGGGGUAGGAUCUAUCAGAUGUCUCCAGGCGAGCUUGACGAGCUUCGCCGCCAACUCAAGGAACUCGUAGAGAAGGGUUGGAUCCGGUCGAGUGUCUCUCCUUAUGGGUCUCCAGUUCUAUUCGUGCCUAAGAAGGAGGGCACUCUUAGGAUGUGCAUUUACUAUAGGGGCCUCAAUGCCAUCACUGUAAAGAACAGAGAGCCCCUACCGUGCAUCGACGAUCUGCUAGAUAGAGUGCAAGGGUGUCGGUACUUCAGUAAAAUAGAUCUGAAAUCCGGGUACCAUCAGAUUGCAAUCCGGCCCGAGGAUCAACACAAAACCGCCUUUCAGACGAGGUACGGUCUGUACGAGUUUGUGGUGAUGCCAUUCGGCCUGUGCAAUGCUCCUGGCACCUUUCAGCACGCUAUGAAUCAGAUAUUCCAUGACUACUUAGAUAAGUUUGUCAUCGUGUACCUCGAUGGCAUACUUAUUUUUAGUAAGAUUGUCGAGGAGCACGUGGCACAUUUGGACAAAGUCCUCAGCCUCCUGCGACAGCACAAGUUCAAGAUCAACGGCGAGAAGUGCGAGGUUGGCCGCACCCGUGUCUUGUACUUGGGUCAUGAGAUUUCCGCGAAAGAGUUGAAGCCCGAUGACGCGAAGGUGGCCAGCAUUCGUUAUUGGUCACGUCCUCAGUCUGUGACUGAGAUGAGAUCUUUCUUAGGAAUGACAGGCUACUAUAGGACUUUUGUUAAGAACUACAGCAUAGUGGCUGCUCCUUUGACUGAUCUGACCCGCCUUGACACCCCAUGGGAGUGGACAGACGAGUGCAAGGCUGCUUUCAGACAUCUGAAGCAUGGGUUGACGCACUACGAGGUCUUGAAACUUCUUCAUCCUGACAAGCCGUUCAUGAUCACCACGGAUGCCAGCCAAUAUGGCGUUGGCGGCGUGCUCGCGCAACAGAAGGGGCCAAAGUUAAGGCCAGUCGAGUACAUGUCGAAAAAAAUGUCGUCUCAGAAGUUGGCAAAGUCCACCUACGAGAAGGAACUCUACGCCGUGUACAAGGCUCUGACCCAUUGGAGACACUAUCUCCUUGGGAGAUUCCUCAUCCUCAGGACUGAUCAUCAGACCCUAAGAUGGAUGAGAACUCAGCCCGUACUUUUUGAUGCUCUGAAGCGGUGGAUUGAAGUCAUUGAGCAGUAUGACUUCGACCCCCAGUAUCUCAAAGGGGAGUACAACAAGGUGGUUGAUGCCUUGUCGCGUAGACCUCACUUUUCAGGUGCGCUGAUUACUGAGUUCGAUCUCACGGACGAUGUUACUCGCUCCUUGGUGGAAGCCUAUCGCAAGGACCAGUUCAUGUCUGAGAUCAUACGCAGACUUCAGUCACAGGACAAGAAGACCUCUGCCGAGUUUGAGUUGGUCAAUGGCUUCCUGUUCCUUGAGAAGGCAGGGAAUAAACGAUUGUGUGUUCCCAAUAGCGAGUCUUUGCGUAGUUUGUUUUUAGGAGAGUGUCAUGAUGCCACCGGCCAUUUUCGGUAUAAGAAGACCGCAGCCAACUUGCUGCAACGGUUCUGGUGGCCCACGAUGAUGCGAGAUGCCCAACUUUACGUGGAGACUUGUCAAGUUUGUCAACGGGACAAGCCACGUACUCAAGCUCCUCUUGGGCUUCUCAAGCCCCUUCCGAUUCCGGAACGGCCUGGUGAGAGUCUAUCCAUGGAUUUCAUGGAUACUCUAAUCACCAGCAAGAGUGGGAUGCGUCACAUCUUCGUCAUCGUGGAUAGGUUUAGUAAGUAUGCUAGAGUAGUAGCCAUGCUGGAAACAGCGAAGACGGAGUACGUGAUCGGAAUGUUCAAAGAAAACUGGGUUAGAGACUUUGGUUUACCAAAGUCCAUUGUCAGUGACAGGGAUAAAGAGGAAUAGAAACAUAAUAGACAGUACCAUAGGAGCAUACGCAGGAGGAGGAUGUUAUAUGCAACAAAUCGAAAACCACGAG
Chara braunii is the source of this 5886-nucleotide messenger RNA. The record is from the annotation of a GenBank genome assembly. Lineage: Eukaryota; Viridiplantae; Streptophyta; Charophyceae; Charales; Characeae.